Lasiosphaeria miniovina is the source of this 783-nucleotide messenger RNA. RefSeq lists its product as uncharacterized. The coding region runs from base 241 to 660 and encodes 139 amino acids. Lineage: Eukaryota; Fungi; Ascomycota; Sordariomycetes; Sordariales; Lasiosphaeriaceae. The transcript has a single exon. The record is from RefSeq and is a predicted model, not a curated record.
UCGUACACGUGGACUUUGGCAUCACGCCACAUCAUUUCUCUCUUAUUUCCUGGGUGGUUUCUUGUCAUCGGAAUACCCCCUUUACGAGUUUAAUAUGCAUUUCUUGAGGCUUCCCCGGCUGUGGAAGAGAAGCUAUUCAUUGUCUGGGUUGGAAGCAAAAGAUAGAACCGGAGUUUCGAGUACACAGCAUUGGCGUUCUCUUUUUUGGUGCUUUGCGGAGCUGGCGGAGAGGCACUUAUUAUGUUUUGUUCCCUUCUUAUUUCUCUUUUUCCUUUUGUCUCCCCUGAUUGGCUACAGACGCCCAGGGAUUGUCUAUCAUCAUACAUCAGCAUGCAGAAUAGAUUUGGCUCAGAGCUUGCAUUGGUUCGCUCCAAGAAAAAAUCGUUGUUUAUAUUUGUCGACGGGGGCCGUCCUAAUAAUCAGCCUCUUUCUUGCUUUUAUUUUAUCUAUGUGUCUGUGAUGCGGCUGUCUCUGCGAGGUUGCGGGCUCUGGCCUACUGUCUACAUUAACGACGGGUUUGGGUCCUCUUGGAGGCUUACGCCGAGUAUCUGCGCAUCUCUCCAUAGGUUAGUAAUACGCGGAGUGAAGACCAGGCUAGGUUUCAAAGGCAAAGCAGGUGGGUGGGCUUGUUGGUGUGUGUGUCUAUCAAGAGCAAGCUAGUCGGGCUGUCCCCUGGUUGGGCCCAUCCCAGAUUCCCAAUUCGCAAUCAUCCCUAGCAGCGAUCGGGAGAACCGAGGAAGGUUGUCAUGGAUGGUUUGGCCAGCGGCGGGGACAUGUGGAGAG